This is a messenger RNA of Colletotrichum fioriniae, 1545 nucleotides long. Lineage: Eukaryota; Fungi; Ascomycota; Sordariomycetes; Glomerellales; Glomerellaceae. The record is from RefSeq and is a predicted model, not a curated record.
AUGGUCGAGGCGACUCCUGAAGGUCGCCCGAAAUGGAUCAUCACGAACCCCGCCGAUAUUCCCUCCAAACCUAGCACUGAGCAAGCAAGAUAUCUACUGCGGUGGUAUCUCCGUGCAACGAACUGUAUUCUCGAUGUUUUCAAUGAGUCCGAAAUCCUCAAGGACCUCGAGCAUUGGCUGCGUGGAGAGCCAACGAGUCAAGAUGAAGAGGCCAUGAACUGCAUCUUCUUUCUGAUAUUCGGCAUUGGAGCACAGCGAUGCCCGGAUGAUCGCGAUGCCGAUGCAGAGAAGUACUUCAACUAUGGUCGAUUCCUCGCAGUCUCGUAUGCCAUGGAGAACCCAACAAACAACACGGUGCGCAGUUACAUCCUCAUCACCGUCUACCUCCUAGGCGCAUCGCGACGCAACUCAGCAUUCAUGCACCUGGGUGUCGCUACCCGUGCCGCCUACGCGCUGGGAAUUCACCGGCGAGACGUCCCGGCGCUUUUCUCAACACAAGAGCAAGACACCCGGGAUCGACUGUGGAAAGCCCUUCGGGUUCUGGAUCUAUUCUUGGCCGCCUCUUUAGGUCGCCCAUUGGCGACUUCCGAGACCCGAGAUACCUCAGCGAGCGAGAACUACUCUGCCUCGCUGGACCUCUGCGCCAUCUUCGAAUCAAUCUUGAACGACGUCUACGCCAAGCGUAUGGUGUCUACAGAAACGCUGGAGCGUAUUAGCGAACAGCACCGUCGAUGGGCCGCUAGGUUCAGUGAUGGUCUCGCGGCUGACGGGAUGAAGCCCAGCAAGUAUGUUGACGCCGAUGACGUCCAUGCCUGCGUGGACUCCGCAAUACGGACAAUCGACCUUCUGUCAACUCUAAUACCGGACAAAAACGUAGCCAAACGACACCCCUUUGUCAUCAACUCUGUGUUUGUCUCCGCCCUAGUCCUCGGCUUGGCCGUCUUCGGUGACCUAGACAGCACAUUCCCGUUAGACCACGGUCUGAACGACGCGCAAGCGCUGCUCAAGAAGUUCAGCAAGCACGAUCCUGUUGCUAGCAGAGAGCUCGCCAUCGUCGAGCAUCUCCAGAGCGCGUGCGUCCUCUACCGAGAACGGCGGGCACGUCGGAAGAUGGAAUGCCAGGGAAUGCUCAUCGGCGAGCUCUUCGGGAGCGUCCACGAAGGCGGCCCGUUGUCGACGGAAGCUUCCAAGUUCGGCUCGAACGCUGUCCACCGAGACAUUCGAUACUUUGGCAACCAUCGACACUUGAGCACAUCAGAAGCGGGAGAGAUCAAUAGCCUGGACCAGAGUGUCUCAAUAACGACGGGGAGCACUGAUGGGCCUCAGAUGUUGGGUAGCGAAACUGGUCGAGGAACAAACGUGAUCCAGGCACUUACUCCUUCGACCGAUAUUCUGCUCCCAAUGUCACCACGGACGCUGCUUUUUGAUUCUUAUGGGCAAGAUAUGCCUUUCUUCCCGACUAUGGACGCGAGCAUGGCCCACCUAGGCUACACGGAUGAGAUGAUGCUUGCUGAUGCAGGGGCUUUAAUGGAUCCGCCGUGUUAG